Branchiostoma floridae (Florida lancelet) is the source of this 519-nucleotide messenger RNA. Its product is annotated as 60S ribosomal protein L23. Gene Ontology annotation, cellular component: ribosome; cytosolic large ribosomal subunit. Bases 50 to 472 code for a protein of 140 amino acids. Gene Ontology annotation, biological process: translation. NCBI's taxonomy places the organism in Eukaryota, Metazoa, Chordata, Leptocardii, Amphioxiformes, Branchiostomatidae. The record is from RefSeq and is a predicted model, not a curated record. Gene Ontology annotation, molecular function: structural constituent of ribosome; large ribosomal subunit rRNA binding. The transcript has 5 exons.
GCUCUGCUCGGCGCAUGCGUACUGGUGGUCGGUCUCUUCCUCCGUGAAAAUGUCGAAGCGAGGACGUGGUGGUGCUUCGGGGGCCAAGUUCCGCAUCUCUCUCGGUCUCCCCGUGGGGGCCGUGAUCAACUGUGCGGACAACACAGGGGCCAAAAACUUGUACAUCAUUGCCGUUAAGGGCAUCAAGGGUCGUCUGAACCGGCUCCCAGCCGCCGGUGUGGGUGACAUGGUGAUGGCAACUGUCAAGAAGGGAAAGCCAGAACUCCGGAAAAAGGUGAUGCCGGCAGUGGUGAUUCGACAGCGGAAAUCGUAUCGAAGAAAGGACGGAGUGUUCUUAUACUUCGAAGACAACGCGGGGGUAAUAGUCAACGUCAAGGGAGAAAUGAAAGGCUCAGCCAUCACGGGUCCUGUGGCGAAGGAGUGUGCAGACCUCUGGCCGAGGAUUGCCUCUAACGCUGGCAGCAUCGCCUGAUUUCCACCCCCGCUCUGCUAGUCUUCAAUAAACCUGGUCACAACCUA